This is a messenger RNA of Papaver somniferum (opium poppy), 1411 nucleotides long. RefSeq names its product peroxisomal and mitochondrial division factor 1-like. NCBI's taxonomy places the organism in Eukaryota, Viridiplantae, Streptophyta, Magnoliopsida, Ranunculales, Papaveraceae. The record is from RefSeq and is a predicted model, not a curated record. The transcript has a single exon. Bases 263 to 1147 code for a protein of 294 amino acids.
CAUCAAGUGAUUACUUGGUUGGCAAUGUUCCCACCUUGAUUCCAGUGAUUCCUGGUUAGGGUUCGGGGAGAAACUUCUCCGGGGUAUUUCUGGCACGAGCUCUUCCCGGCUGGGAUUAUUCCCUUUCCAUUCUUAUUCUCUUUUUAUCUUCUUUUAUCUCUUUCCUUUACCAAAAAAAAACCCUUUAGUCUUUCUCUCUCCUUUUCUUGGUCGAAAAAUAAAUUCUUCAAAGCUUUUCUGAUCCAAAACCCUAGGUUUAACAAUGGCGGACGAAACUGUUAUCAACGGCGCAGGAUCGGAUUUGGAACUGAAUAAUAAUAAUGAUGAUGAUAAACUGGUGGAGAUUGAAAAAGUUUCUUCAAAGAAUGAUCAUGCUGAUGUUGAUCUCAAGAAGAUUGAAACAUUAGAACAAGAGAAAUCGGAAUUGUUGAAAGAGAAGAAUGAAAAUCAUGAGAAAAUUAGGGUUUUAACUGAUGAGAUCGAUGGAUUCAUGAGAAAUCAAGUAGAAUUGAAUGAGAAAUUGGAGAAGAUGCAGAAGGAAAAUGCUCAGUUUGAACAGGAGAACAAAUCACUUCAAUCAAUUGCUGGUCGAGCAUUGGAACUCGAGACUGAGGUUUCUCGUUUGCAGCAUGAUCUGAUUUCUACUAUGUCUGAGAAUGAUGAGACGAGAUCGGAGUUUCAGAAGCUUAAAUCUGAAUUCAAUGAAUUGAAAGAGAAAAUUGCCGAGAAGGAAUCGAAGAUUGGAGAUCUGGAGAAAGAGAAGAUUUCUCUGCUCGAGAGGAUUGAAAAGGAUGCUGAAGAGGUGAAGAAACUGAAGUCCGAGAAUGAAUCUAUUGUUCGUGAUUUGAAAACAAGAGAAGUAGAAAUCUCUGAGAAAGAAGGUGAAAUUUUAAGGUUACAGAAUGUGGAAAAUGAUUUUAAUAAGUGGAAAGUGAAGUUAAACCAUGAAAUGGAAGCUGAGAAUAAACAAUUGAUGGGCGAUUUGGAAAAAUCAGAAAUGUUGAGAAGAGAAUUGGAAGAAGAUGCAAAGAAAGAGAAGGAAACUGGGAAAUGGAAGAUUCUUUUGCCUGCUGUGAUUAUUUCCACUGGAACUGUUGUUGCUGCUGCGGCCAUAAUUUGCUGCAUUGCUUGCAUAAGGCGAAGGUAGAUAGGUUUAACCCCCCAAAAAUUGACAUCUAUUUUUUGUUUAGAUAAUUCGAUUUAUAUUUCUACUUUGGUUUGCUAUUCCGGAAUUUAGUACGGAUGAACGUAGUUUUUAGAAUUACAACAAGAGAGAAGCUUUGUUUAGACAAUUCAUGUUUUGGUGUUAAUAUUUCACCUGAUUUUAUAUGAGGUCUUGUUACAGACGUUGGGGAUUUUUGUUCUCAUUUAGGUUUCGAGCAUGUGGUUUAUAUUCUAUUUUGAUUGUUGA